AUGGCCCAGAUAACAUCAGCGUUUCCGGGUCUUAACCAUUUUGAGUGUGAAGGCGAUCCUGUUUCUGUUGGGGUGAGAUGGGAAAAGUGGAAGAGAGCCCUAGAAAUAUAUUUCCUAGCCGCCAAUAUUGAAUCUAGUGGAAAAAAGCGAGCCACACUCUUGCACAUUGGUGGACUUGCUCUGCAAGAAGUGUACUACAACUUACCAGGGGCUCACAUCGAUGAGGCUGAUAACGUGGAUGUAUACGAAACUGCUGUAAAAAAAUUAAGCGAAUACUUUUCCCCAAAACAAAGCAGAUAUUACGAAAGAUACAUUUUUAGACUGAUGAAACAGGAGGAAGGGGAAAGAUUUGAAACAUUUUUAGUGAGAUUGAGAAACCAAGCCGAUAAAUGCCAAUUUACCGCUAAAGAUGAAAAUCUAAUCGACCAAAUUGUCGAAAAAGGUCGAAGCGCGGAAUUAAGAAAGAAAAUCUUGGCCGGAGGAGAUAAUAUCACCCUUCAGCAAGUAAUAACUAUUGCUAUUACAUUAGAAACCGUGAAUAGACAACUAGAUACGUUUGAUAGACCAGGCCCAAGCAAAGUUUACGACACAAACAAAUCUGAAAUUAACAGACUAGAUAGCAAGAAAUUACCAUCGACUCGAAACUUGUUCAAGAAUUGCUUCAGGUGUGGUAGCAACAAACACUUAUCGUUCGAUAAUGGCUGCCCAGCAAGGGACAAAAAAUGUUUAAAAUGUGGAAUCAUUGGGCAUUAUAAUAAAUAUUGCAGGACUAAAGAACAGAAACGUAAAACUAACUCAAGGAAUGAUGAUAUUGUUAACACAAAGAGGUACAAAUUUAACAAACAAACAAAGAAAAAUGCUGAAGAAGUGGACUAUGUUUUCCAAUUAGAUGACGAUGCAGUUAUCGAUUGCAAAGUUGGCGGUGUAAUUAUAGACAUGCUAAUUGAUUCGGGUAGUAAAUGCAACAUUAUUACAGACAAGACAUGGGAACAUCUGAAAAGUCAUAAAGUGAGAGUCACGAAUCAAAUUAAGAAUCCUGGGAAGAUAUUAUUACCCUAUGGUAGUCAAAAACCUUUAGGUGUACUCGGUGCUUUUGAUGCUACUAUAACAAUUGAUGGCCGCAGUACCAAAAAAGCAACUUUCUAUGUGAUUCGGAAUGGGACACGUAACCUUCUGGGAAAGACAAGCGCAAUUCAACUUGACGCUCUUAGAAUUGGCGUCCCUGUCAAUAACAUCAGUACCUUUCCCAAAUUUAAAGGCAUUACAAUACAGAUUCCUAUCAAUAAGGGAGUCAAGCCGGUAAUUCAACCGUACAGGAGAAUACCAAUUCCUUUGGAAGAAAAGGUGAACAAGAAACUAGCCGAACUUAAAGAAGCCGAUAUAAUUGAAGAGGUCAAUGGACCAUCACCGUGGGUAUCACCAAUGGUGCCAGUACUAAAAGAAAACGGUGAUAUUCGGAUAUGCAUCGACAUGAGGAGGGCAAACGAGGCCAUCAUAAGGGAAAAUCACCCACUCCCGACAAUGGAUGAGCUCUUGCCUAAUUUCAGGAAAGCUAAAUAUUUUUCCCGACUCGACAUAAAGAAUGCUUUCUAUCAAUUGGAGAUAGAUGAAGACAGUAGGUACAUCACAACCUUUAGUACCAGUAAAGGUUUGUUCCGAUAUAAGAGACUAAUGUUUGGAGUGUCGUGUGCACCUGAAAUGUUUCAAAAGGUCCUAGAAAAGUUGUUACUAGGUUGUGAGGGCACUGCAAACUUUAUAGACGAUAUUAUUAUCCAUGGAUCUGACGAGCUUGAGCAUGACCGACGACUCGACAAAGUACUACGGGUGUUGAAGGAAAACAAUGUUCUUCUCAACCAGGCUAAAUGCAUCUACAAGACAAACAGGAUUGAAUUUUUAGGACAUCAAUUAACGGGAAAUGAAGUAAAGCCUCUGGACAAAUACAUGAAAGCAAUUCAAUCUUCAAAACAGCCUUCAAAUAUCGAAGAAAUACAGAGUUUUCUUGGGCUAGUCAAUUAUGUCGGAAAGUGGAUACCCAAUUUGGCUUCGCUUACAGAACCCCUUCGGAAGCUGAUACGCCUUAAAUUGGGUAAGUCCGCUAACAUUCAAAAAUAUUGGACAGGCACCCAGGACAAGGCAUUUGAAAACCUUAAGAGACAACUCUCGAACAUACCAACGUUAGGCUAUUAUAACCCAGCGGAUAGAACGCAAAUAAUAGCUGACGCGUCUCCAGUUGGACUAGGAGCAGUACUUAUUCAAAUUGAUGGUAACGGUCCCCGCGUGAUAGCGUUUGGUAAUAAGAGUCUUACUGAUUGUGAGAAAAGAUACUGUCAGACGGAGAAAGAAGCAUUAGCACUGGUGUGGGCCAUAGAACAUUUUAAAAUAUAUCUAUUGGGCAAAGAAUUCGAACUCAUUAGUGAUCACAAGCCCCUAGAAGCUAUUUUUGGGAUCAGAUCUAAGCCUUGUGCACGCAUAGAGCGCUGUGUUCUGCGGCUGCAGGCUUACAAGUACAAGGUUAUUUACCGUCCAGGCAAACAAAAUAUCGCUGACCCUAUCUCCCGACUUUGUGAAUCGAUUCAUCCGGUACCAUUCGAUAAUGAAAACUAUAUAAAUGCAGUGGUAGAAUACAGUAGGCCAAUAGCAGUACCACUAAAUGAAAUUGACAUAGCUAGUGCAUCAGACAAGGAAAUUGAAGCACUAAAAAAUGGAGUUUUCGACAACAAGUGGGAUGAAUGUGUAAAUGCUUAUAAGACUUUCCAGUCGGAGAUUUGUUUCCAUGGAAAAAUAGCCCUAAGAAGAAGCAAAAUAAUUAUCCCUAAACAGCUACGUGACAGAGUACUCGAGGCUGCCCAUCAAGGACACCCUGGCAUUGUUGCCAUGAAGACUCGCCUCAGAACAAAGGUUUGGUGGCCGAAAAUUGAUAGAGAUGCUGAAAAUCGAGUCAAAGCUUGCAAAGGGUGCACACUCCUUUCAGCACCCAACCCGCCCCAUCCGACAAAGAGACGAGAACUUCCAGUCGAGCCUUGGAUUGACGUAGCAAUAGACUUCUUAGGACCCCUGCCAUCAAAUGAUUAUUUACUUAUCCUAGUCGAUUACUACAGUCGCUACAAGGAGAUAAAAAUAAUGAGAAAUAUUACCGCUAUAGAAACGGUUAAGAAACUCAAAGAAAUAUUUUCCCGACUAGGAUACCCUGCGACGCUAACAUGUGACAAUGGUAACCAAUUUACUAGCGAGACCUUCAAAGCAUUCUGCAAGGAGUGCGGCAUUGUAAUGUACAACACAAUUCCUUACUGGCCACAGAUGAACGGAGAAGUCGAGCGCCAAAACAGAGACGUGCUUAAGCGGCUCAAAAUAAGCCAGUUAGAAAAAAUGGAAUGGAAAGAUGACCUUUUAGAAUACCUCAUUAUGUACAAUAGCACCCCUCAUACGACAACCGGAAAAACUCCCGCCGAACUUUUCUUUCGGAGACAGUUUCAGGAUAAAAUACGUAUGGCAGUAGACAUAGAAUAUAAAAUUAUAGAUCCGGAUGUAAGAGACAGGGAUAAAGAAAAAAAAGAAAAGGGAAAGGAAUAUGCGGACAGGAAAAGGAAGGCAGUAGAUAGUUAUUUUGAAGUCGGAGAGAAAGUAUACGUAAAAAAUAUGAGUAAAGAAAAUAAAUUAACUCCUAAUUUUAACCCAGAGACCCAUACAGUAACGGAUGUAAAUGGUGGAGAUAUUAGGGUAAGGAAUGAUUCAACAGGAAAAGAAUACCGCAGGAAUAUUGUUCACCUUAAAAGAGUAGAAAACGGUGAGUGGAAAAUUAUCGAUCAGAGUGCAGAAAGUGAAACACUUCCAGAAGGCAGCCAACACGAAGACUGA
Parnassius mnemosyne (clouded apollo) is the source of this 3855-nucleotide messenger RNA. The record is from the annotation of a GenBank genome assembly. Lineage: Eukaryota; Metazoa; Arthropoda; Insecta; Lepidoptera; Papilionidae.